Molecule: messenger RNA, 1769 nt
Organism: Auanema sp. JU1783
Lineage: Eukaryota; Metazoa; Nematoda; Chromadorea; Rhabditida; Rhabditidae
Source: the annotation of a GenBank genome assembly
AUGCCUCCACUACUGUUCCUGUGAACAUUCGUCGUCAGAGCAUCGAGAGUAUCAAGAACAUCGAAGAAAUCGAUAAGAAUGAACUCCCCAAAGAGUCUCGUCCUUUCGAUAUCAUCGAUAUCUCUUCAGUUACUAAUUCUGGUCAUGUUUAUGAAAAAACAUCAAUUUCAACAGUUGAUUGGGUUGCUUACAACUUCUGCCAACAAGUUGAUGCUCUUUCUGCUGAUGAGAAGAUUGUUGUCAAAUGGCUUGAUCCAAGUCAUCUCAGAGCUUCCAUCGAUGUUAGCCGUAAGCUGAGGGAUAACUGUGAAGUACCAGAGAUGUUCAUCAUUUUGGAUCGUUGUUCAAGAGGAUCGAUUGGUGUUCUUCUCAACACAACUAUUACUGCUAUUGGCUCCCCCAUGAACGAGAGCAUUUUGAAGAACAUUUUGACCCAUCAGAAAUCAGGAAGUGUAGACGAUGUUGUGAGAAUCCUCAUCAACCUUGUGCUCGAGUGGAAGAUCAGAUCAAACAACUGUUCAGCUACCGAAGAAGAUUCAGCUUUGUCUGAGUUCAUAUUCAAGUCUAUGCAUACACCAUGCUUGACUAAGCCUGCUGUGGUCGUAUCACAAUUGGAUAUGGCUGAGAUUCUUCGUAGUGAAGCUGAUAACUCAGAGGACGAACCUUUUGAGAGAAUUUCUGAUGAUGAAUUCUCGUCGGAGGAAGAUUCACAAGGAUUCGAAACCACCAUGGUCGGCACAAUAAAGAUCAAAUGUGCUAUCUGCGAACAUCCAAACACUGAAGAUCUGUUUGAGAUGGACGAUUGCUGGCAAUGCAUUGAAUGUGCUCGUCAGACCAUUUUGAUUCAGAUCAAAAGAAAAUACCUUCCCAUCGAUGCACCUUUUGUGACUGACGCCGAUACCACACCUUAUGAUGUAUUACCAGCUAUCCUUCCUCUUCCAAUUUUCAACUUCUACACCAAAGUUGCAGCUUUGGAGAUUCUUGAAAACUCUCAAGAUGAGAUCAAUGACUUAUUCGAAUGUCCAAAAUGCUGCAAUGUUGUCAAAGUUGAAAGACCUCAUGAGUAUUCGUCUUGCUGUUGCUCGGGAUGUUCCACCACCUGGUGCACUGAAUGCAAAAAUGAGCCUCAUUGGCCAUUAACCUGUUCUGAGUUCGCAGACUGGUCUGAUAAAUGGUUCAAGCAAUAUCCAAAUGGUGUACCUCGUAUCCAACCCACUCGCUUCCCAAAGAAAUUCACUUGUGAUUGCAAAGUUAUUUUCACAGUUGAAGAUACUUCAGUUGAGACUCUAUCCUGCACCAGAUGUUUCAAAAUUAACGAUCCAUCCAUGAUUGUUAUGCCUUUGGUGAAAUACUGUCCCAAGAAGAAGCGCAUGCGCGGAGAAAACGAGCUUCCAAGAAUUCAUCGUCCAGUUCAGCUUAUCAGAAAAGAUAUUGCUGACAUCUGUGCAGAUGCACGUCUUCAACGCUUCACAAAGCCAAAGGCAAAGACAAUGAAAGCUAUACGCUCCUAUAAAAACAUUCCAACGGGUCAAAUCUACGAUCUUCGCAGAACUAUCUUACUUCUCGUUGAAUACGGAUUGGCCAAACUGUAUUUGACCAAAAAAGGACCUCAGGGAUUAAAGGCAUCUGUACUUCAAUUGCUCAGAAUGCUCGAGGAACUGAUUGCUGAUGUUGAAGGGCUCAAAACCUCAGUUAACGAAAGUGUUAAGCAACUUGACAUCGCCGUUAACAAAGUUGUUGAGCAAUUCAAGAUCAUCGAUCUUGUAUAA